AGUUUGGAAUCGAGUGGUUUUUCUGACAUACCUGAACAGAACCCCAGGGUACUUGGAGAGGAACCUGUUGCCAGAGGAACUCUACUAUAAAAAUGAGCCCCACAGAUCCACUUGAUGAUGAAGACACAUUUAAAAUCCUGGUUGCCACUGAUAUUCAUCUUGGCUUUAUGGAGAAAGAUGCAAUUAGAGGAAAUGACACAUUUGUGACAUUUGAUGAAAUUUUAAGACUUGCCCUGGAAAAGGAAGUGGAUUUUAUUUUGUUAGGUGGUGAUCUUUUCCAUGAAAACAAGCCCUCCAGGAAAACCCUGCACAGCUGCUUGGAGCUGCUUAGGAAGUACUGUAUGGGUGACCGUCCUGUGCAAUUUGAGAUCAUCAGUGACCAGUCAGUCAACUUUGGUUUUAGUAAGUUUCCAUGGGUGAACUACCAGGAUGGCAAUCUCAACAUUUCCAUUCCAGUGUUCAGUAUCCACGGCAACCAUGACGAUCCCACAGGGGCAGAUGCCCUCUGUGCCCUGGAUGUUUUAAGCUGUGCUGGGUUUGUGAAUCACUUUGGACGGUCAAUGUCUGUGGAGAAGGUUGACAUUAGUCCGGUUCUGCUGCAGAAAGGAAGCACAAAACUCGCUCUGUACGGCUUAGGGUCCAUUCCAGAUGAAAGGCUCUAUCGGAUGUUUGUCAAUAAAAAAGUAACAAUGUUGAGACCAAAGGAAGAUGAGAACUCAUGGUUUAACUUAUUUGUGAUUCAUCAGAACAGGAGUAAACACGGAAGCACCAACUUCAUCCCAGAGCAGUUUCUGGAUGACUUCAUUGACCUCGUUAUCUGGGGCCAUGAGCAUGAGUGUAAAAUUGGCCCCACCAAAAAUGAACAGCAACUCUUCUACGUGUCUCAGCCUGGAAGCUCAGUGGUGACGUCCCUUUCCCCUGGAGAAGCUGAGAAGAAGCAUGUAGGCUUGCUGCGCAUUAAAGGGAGAAAGAUGAACAUGCAGAAGCUGCCUCUCCGCACAGUGCGACAAUUCUUCAUGGAAGACGUGGUUCUGGCUAACCACCCAAGCCUGUUCAACCCUGACAAUCCUAAGGUGACCCAGGCCAUCCAGAGCUUCUGUUUGGAGAAGAUUGAAGAAAUGCUUGACAAUGCUGAGCGGGAACGGCUGGGGAAUCCUCAGCAGCCGGAGAAGCCUCUGAUCCGACUCCGGGUGGACUACAGUGGAGGCUUUGAACCUUUCAAUGUUCUUCGUUUUAGCCAGAAGUUUGUGGAUCGAGUUGCUAACCCAAAAGAUGUCAUCCACUUUUUCAGGCACAGGGAACAAAAAGGAAAAACAGGAGAAGAGAUCAAUUUUGGGAAGCUCAUCACAAAACCUGCUUCAGAAGGAACAACGCUUAGAGUAGAAGACCUUGUAAAGCAGUAUUUCCAAACUGCAGAGAAGAAUGUUCAGCUCUCACUGCUGACAGAAAGAGGAAUGGGCGAAGCAGUUCAGGAAUUUGUGGACAAGGAAGAGAAAGAUGCCAUCGAGGAAUUAGUGAAGUACCAGCUGGAGAAAACACAGCGGUUUCUUAAGGAGCGCCAUAUCGAUGCUCUGGAAGACAAGAUUGAUGAGGAGGUCCGACGUUUCAGAGAAAGCAGACAGAGAAAUACCAAUGAAGAAGACGAUGAAGUUCGAGAGGCCAUGAGCAGAGCCCGGGCCCUCAGGUCACAGUCAGAGAACUCUGCCUCAGCCUUUAGUGCUGAGGAUCUGAGUUUUGAUACAGCGGAGCAGACAGCAAAUGACUCUGAUGACAGCCUGUCAGCAGUGCCUAGCAGAGGCCGAGGCCGAGGCCGAGGCCGAGGCCGAAGAGGAGGCAGAGGGCAGAGCACUGCACCCAGAGGAGGCUCUCAGAGAGGCAGAGACACUGGGCUGGAGAUCACUGCUCGAGGCCGGAGCUCAAAGGCCCCCUCAUCAACAUCUAGAAACAUGACCAUUGUAGACGCUUUCAGAUCUACCCGACAGCAGCCCUCCAGAAACGUAACCUCUAAGAAUUACUCAGAGACCAUUGAGGAGGAUGAAUCUGAUGAAGAUGACAUUUUUCCUACCAGUUCCAGGGCUGAUCAAAGGUGGUCAGGCACAACAUCUAGCAAAGGGAUGUCCCAGAGCCAGACAGCCAGAGGGGUGGACUUUGAAUCAGAUGAGGACGAUGACGACCCUUUCAUGAGUAGUAAUUGCCCAAGAAGAAACCGAAGAUAAUGUUGUUAAUGGAACUUAGAAAUUGUCACAAUGCAGGAAGAAAUCAAAGCACCAUGCUGACUUUAUAGCUGAAGAUGUUUGAACGAUGCCACUGACUAAGGAGCCUAAAACGCCUGGGUUUAUAUUUUAAAGUAUUGUUUCCUGAACGGUGACUCCCUUAAGCCAUUUCCUAGUCCAAUGAUAAGGAGAUGGCUGCUGCUUCUUAGCCUUUAACCUGGUUGUUAUCAUUGUCUGGGCUGCUCUGCCAUAUUGAGAACGCUAACUUCCAGAGUAACUGUGUUCCCUGCUUUAAGAACUUUGCUAAAAUUCCAUUCUUAAGAUUAGAGAAACUUAGCCGGGCGGUGGUGGCGCGUGCCUUUAAUCCCAGCACUUGGGAGGCAGAGGCAGGAGGAUUUCUGAGUUCGAGGCCAGCCUGGUCUACAGAGUGAGUUCCAGGACAGCCAGGGCUACACAGAGAAACCCUGUCUCGAAAAAAAAAAAAAAAAAAGAUUAGAGAAACUCCCUCCAUUAUUCAUUUCUGCUUCAUGAUCAGAGACUGUCAGCCUCUGCCACAGCUAGCAGUUGAUAAGAAAGCUUACAGACUUGGGCAGUCUGUGCUGUAGUCAUUCCCUGUAUCUCCAGAGAGCAGGCCCUCCUGUGUGUGGAGCAGCCUGAGGGCGCUGUUUGUUACCAAUGUGUGGAUUUCAGAGCUUGCUAGAGGACCAUCUACUAGGACCAGAAGAGCCUUAUAGCUCAAUAAUGCGUGUAAGGUUUUUGUUAGGGACUUUUGGUUGUUUUGGUUUUGAUGUUUAUUCAUGUUGUAGCAGAGAUUCAGGCCCUGUUCCCAUUGGGCAGUAGUCAUUUUCCUGAUGACUCUGUCAUUAAUGACAAGCUCUUUUUCUUUCUCAUAUACUUGUCAGGGAGAAAAGGCUAAUAGUUUUCCUAAAAAUAUUGAAAAUCUUUUUUAAAGCAAAGCAGCCAGCUGACCUUAGGAUUUGUUCAGGCUGACAUACUGCAAUACAGCUUCUGCCCAGUCGGUGCCUGACCGACACCAACAACACCACCAGCAACAGUGUACCAUGGCUUUAGUUGCUAUAAACGUCUCUGAAUAGAUGACUCCAGAGCUGACCGAAACAGCACACUUACAUUUCCUUAUUUGUUUUAGGAAGGAAAUAAAAAUGUUAUCCCUUCAGAGUUGAGUUAAAUAAUCUCAUUCCCUCUCCCACACUCUAAAAACCUCUGCUGGUCUUUUAAUUUUAUAAGGUAAAUGUGUUCACUCUUUGAGAAAAUCUGGAUCCCUCUAGCACAACAGCAUGAUGUUCUUUGUAGUUGUAGACACCCGUGCUCGGGCUCAACAGUGUUCAUGACCAUCACUUUAAUCCUGUCUGGAGCUCGCUAAGUUUUUGAAGCCCAGCACCUGACCAUACCACCAAGUCUUGAAAGUGGUUUGAGGUAGAAUUGUAAUUUAAUGUUAAUGAGCUGCUUAGAGCUUUGUAACUGAUAGGAGCAUAGGAUUGUCCGCAGGGAGCAUUAACAGCAGAAGGCCUGGUCCUGUGAGAUCCCUUCAGGCAGUUCUCCCCACACCCAUCUUUAUCACAUUAAACUUGAAGUGUUCCCAGGGUUUGAAUGGAGAUGAAGUGUGGGGCUCUGUGGGGUGGAGGCUAGUGGGAGGUGGUACUCCCUGAUACACUGGGUUGUGGUAGGCAGUAGGUGGUGCCUUGUCUUGUGUGCCAGUGAGAUGUUCCUAGGUGAGGUCACUAAAAUCCCUGACAGGCUCUUGGAAAGGUUAGUGAGGCUUUUCCUCCAUUAAAAAAACCUCAGCUAGAGUAUAAAAUGAUGCUGCUAGCUGCUGGGGGAAGUGAGUCCCUGGCAGUGUGGAAAUCUACCACGAGACUAGCAUGCAGCAUACCCUAGCAGUAUGGGAAGUACAAAGGGGUGAUACUAUUGAUUGAAGGCCACUGUGUAAUCAGCUGUACCACAAAGCUUCCUGGGGUUUGUUUAGAUGCAGCAAAUCUGGCAUUGGUUCUUUGGUGACAGUUUUCAGGCCUGUGGGUGUCAGCUGGAUGAAGUCUUGGGACCUGGAACAAGUUGUUCUUCCGUGACAGGUUUCUGAGAGGGAGCGGCAGAAAAUAAAGAAGAUAGGAACACUGGGCUCAGGAAAUCUUGCAAAGCUAUGUCUUUAUGCCAGGCAAGUUUCUUUAGAAGGACAGCAUCUUAUAUAGUGUGUUGUGGGGAAAUAGGACAUAAGCAGAAAGCUACCAUACAGUGGGGUGAAGUCAGUGGGAAGCUAGUCAAGCCAUGUUGCACAAAGAAACCAUAGGAUAUCGCAAGGGCACACCUUGGAUAUCAUUGACUGAGCACACCUUGGCCUUGGAACUGAUGAAUCCAGUCUCUUCAGAGGGAAAAGAUAAGUUCUCAGGAACCAAAAUCUUAACUCCAUCAAGGCCUGUCCUCAGCCCAGACCUUACCACAUGUGCCUUGGGUAAGGACACAGAACUGAGCUCUCUGUCCUCUCAUGGGGCAUCUUGGGAAUGCCUUGGAUCGGCCUGGCUCCCAGAUGAUUUUUGAGACCCCCAUUUGCUCUUAGGAUGUGAUAGCUCCACAAUGAACGAAGACUUUUGUCCUUUAUGCUUACCAAAGAGUCCAUAUUUUCCUGACAUUGCCUCCUCUGGAGAGCAAACUGCACCCCCAGCUGCUUCCACAUCAAGCCUCUAAACAGCAGAGUUUAAUGUAGGAACACAUGAAGCUUAUCUUUAUAAACCUUUAAAAUGCUGAUGACCGUAACUAUAGAAAUCUCCAUACUUAGACUUGUGCAGUGAUUGAGAAUCUAGUCAGCAAAGCUGUAAUUAUCCUCGAUAGUAUGUGCAGCGUAUUUCAUCUCUCCCCACCCAUUACAUAGAAUGGCUCAUUAGAUAGGUUUUACAUGCAAAGAUUCAAGAAGAAUCAACAGUUGAUGCCUUCAUAAAGGAAAAAAAAAAAACCUUUUACUAGAAAAAUUAAGUAAAAGUGGUCUCUUGGCAUAAAGUGUUAUUUCCUCCAAACUGAGCAGGUAUCCUUUUUUGUAUCUGUCAGACAUUUAAUUCCAACUAGUAUUUUGAGGGUUUUAAGACCUGACAUUAAAAUAUUACAAAAAAAAUACAAUAAAGAUUUUUCUUUGUUGGA
This is a messenger RNA of Mastomys coucha (southern multimammate mouse), 5357 nucleotides long. RefSeq names its product MRE11 homolog, double strand break repair nuclease (gene Mre11). The coding region runs from base 93 to 2216 and encodes 707 amino acids. Gene Ontology annotation, cellular component: nucleus; Mre11 complex. The transcript has 19 exons. Gene Ontology annotation, biological process: telomere maintenance; mitotic intra-S DNA damage checkpoint signaling; double-strand break repair via homologous recombination. Lineage: Eukaryota; Metazoa; Chordata; Mammalia; Rodentia; Muridae. The record is from RefSeq and is a predicted model, not a curated record. Gene Ontology annotation, molecular function: 3'-5'-DNA exonuclease activity; DNA endonuclease activity; manganese ion binding.